Messenger RNA from Rubroshorea leprosula, 2191 nucleotides. Lineage: Eukaryota; Viridiplantae; Streptophyta; Magnoliopsida; Malvales; Dipterocarpaceae. The record is from the annotation of a GenBank genome assembly.
UGAGUGAGUAACUGGUCAUCAAGCACUCUGAUCCACUCAAAGACUGAAAAAGGAGGUCUUUUAACUAAAAUCCAUCGAUUCCCAAUUCUGGCUGCUGCAGAAAAGCCAAGCUACAACUGCGUGUGCAAAAACUACUAAGUCCAUGGAAAAGGGAAAGCUCACCUCCUACACCUUUUGGAUUAGGAAGCUGAUGCUAUGAGCUAGCAUUAUAGGAAUAAAUAAAAAUUUGAGGCUUAGAACUCAGGCAAGACUGGUAGUACUAUUGAGCAUCCAAAAUGGUGAUGGCUUCUACUGUUAAAGUGGUUCUAGGCUCAAUUGCUUUUGGAAUGUUCUGGGUACUGGCAGUUUUCCCUUCUGUCCCUUUUCUACCAAUUGGGAGGACUGCAGGGUCCCUACUAGGGGCCAUGCUUAUGGUCUUAUUUAGGGUCAUAACCCCAGAUCAAGCUUAUGAUGCAAUUGAUCUCCCAAUCCUGGGUCUUCUGUUUGCAACAAUGGUUGUUAGUGUCUAUCUUGAAAAGGCAGAUAUGUUCAAGUAUUUAGGCAAGUUGCUUUCGUGGAAGAGUAAAGGAGCUAAGGACUUGAUUUGUCGAGUCUGUGUGAUUUCUGCAAUAUCAAGUGCCUUUAUCACCAAUGACACCGUUUGUGUGGUUCUAACUGAAUUUGUACUGAAAAUUGCAAGGCAACAUAAUCUACCCCCUCAUCCUUUCCUGCUUGCUCUUGCCUCCAGUGCGAAUAUUGGGUCUGCAGCAACUCCUAUUGGAAAUCCUCAAAACUUGGUUAUAGCAGUUCAGAGUAAAAUUCCUUUUGUGGAUUUUCUUUUUGGAGUUCUCCCUGCAAUGCUGGUAGGAAUAGUUGUGAAUGCUUUGUUUCUUAUAUGCAUGUACUGGAGGGUAUUAUCUGCUCAGAAGGAUGAAGAGAAUGCAACAAGCGAAGUGGUUGGAGAUGAGGAUGUUGUUUCUCAUCAGUUUUCACCAGCCACAUUAUCACAUCAUUCAUCGAUAAAUUCUCAAGAAGGGAACUUAACGUUGGAAACUGUAAAUAUGCAAAGCUCUCCAAACAUGAAUGGACCCGUGGCUCAUGUUGAUGCUACCCUUAGGAACCGAGCAAGUUCAGUGGAAAAUGAAAUCCACAGGGCAUCUAGCAGUGGAUUUGAGUCUGGAAGAAACUCAAAUGCUUCAAAAGAGGGGAUAAAUGAUGGAUUUUCCCCCAAAAAGGAAGAAACUGCCCCUUCAAAGAGGGCUGUAUUAAUGGAUACAUUGAGAGAUGCAUUGCCUACACAAUCAUCAGAAGGAAAGGAAAAUGUGACCACAAAGUGGAAAAUGAUGCUAUGGAAAUUCUGUGUUUACCUCGCUACUAUUGGCAUGCUGCUUGCUAUGCUUAUGCAUCUCAACAUGUCCUGGACGGCAAUUACUGCUGCACUGGCUCUUGUGGUUCUCGAUUUUAGGGAUGCCCGACCUUGCCUAGAAAAGGUGUCCUAUUCGCUUUUAGUUUUCUUUUGUGGAAUGUUUAUCACAGUCAAUGGUUUCAACGAAACUGGAAUUCCAAGAAGUUUCUGGGACAUGAUGGAACCCUAUUCAAGGAUCACCCAUGUUUCUGGGAUAGCAGUUCUUGCAGUUGUUAUACUAGUCCUGUCAAAUUUGGCUUCCAAUGUACCAACUGUUCUCUUGCUGGGAGCGAAGGUAGCAGCUUCAGCAGCUGCACUCUCUUCAGCUCAUGAGAAGAAGGCAUGGCUCAUUUUAGCUUGGGUCAGCACAGUUGCCGGGAACUUGUCACUAUUAGGAUCAGCAGCUAACUUGAUAGUAUGUGAGCAAGCUCGCCGUCCUCCACAUCUUGGGUACAACUUAUCCUUCUGGAAUCAUCUAAAGUUUGGCGUUCCCUCCAGUCUUAUAGUCACUGCUAUUGGUUUGACACUCAUAAGGUGAUAACAGUGUUCAAAUUAAACGGUCGCCCCUCCUGAUGCAUACAUGUAUGUAUGUUAAUUUGGCUACAAAAUUAUUGGUGUCUACACGAUAUGUUUCCCCUUCCUUCCUUCUCCUAUUGAGACAAGGGAAAAUAAACUCAAAAUAGGCCUCUAAGUGUUAUGUUUCAUCUUUUGUCCCCUUCAAUAUGGUUCUAUCUAUUAAUUGUGUGAAAAAUGUGCAUGUGAGUUUCAACGUUUGCAUCUAAUUUAAAAUCAAUUGGCAAUGGGUAA